Molecule: messenger RNA, 1465 nt
Organism: Schizosaccharomyces octosporus yFS286
Lineage: Eukaryota; Fungi; Ascomycota; Schizosaccharomycetes; Schizosaccharomycetales; Schizosaccharomycetaceae
Exons: 3
Coding region: 261-1442 (393 amino acids)
Biological process (GO): mitochondrial tRNA threonylcarbamoyladenosine modification
Cellular component (GO): mitochondrion
Source: RefSeq, a predicted model, not a curated record
GUAAAACAGUAAUGGAUAAUCCAAGUGUUCUAAUUCAUCUUUGUACUUCGAGGGUAAAAGAGUUCGAAAUGACCACUACAAAAGUGCCUGAAUGAACAGCAGGCAGUACCGUAUAUUGUUACGUUAAUUAUUUAGAUUGAAUUAUAAUUAAUUUUCUACGAAAUAUAUAGAAGUUCGUAGAUCCGCUUAUGGUAAACUACAGUUUAUUUUUAUUUCUUAUAUCUGGACAUUAAUAGUAUACAUUCCCUUUUUUUUAGGAGAUGCAUCGAUUUUACAGAAUAAGCAAACAGUUGCAUUUUGGAUUCAACUACAGAAAAGUGAUUCCAUCAUGUCGGAAUAUUACGGCCCUGGCGAUUGAGACCUCUUGUGACGAUACUUCGGUGGCCGUUGUCCAGAAAUCUUCGAAUGAAUCUUUACCGAACAUUGUUUGCCUUAAUACCCAUCGAACACUUUCAAAAUAUGAAAAAUACGGGGGAAUACACCCGUCAGUCGUCAUUCAAGAACACCAGAAGAACCUGGCGAAUGUAGUUUAUGAAACCAUAAAUCAAUCUCGAUCAUUAGGCGUCUCAAAAUAUGACCUUAUAGCUGUCACUCGUGGUCCUGGCAUGAUAGGACCUUUAGCCAUUGGGUUAAAUUUUGCCAAGGGUUUGGCCGUCGGCAUUGAUAAACCCCUUUUGGCUGUACAUCAUAUGCAAGCACAUGCAUUGACGGCGCAACUAGAGUCUCAGGUUCCAUUCCCCUUUUUAUCUAUUCUAGUCUCUGGAGGCCAUACUCUUCUUAUAUUAUCUAAUUCAGUUAUUUCUCAUGAAAUCCUGGCAUCGACGACAGAUAUAGCAAUUGGUGAUUAUCUUGAUAAAUGCGCAAAGUAUUUAGAGAUUCCUUGGAACAAUCAAAUGCCAGCAGCAGCAUUGGAAAAAUUUUCGAUUCCCCCCAUAAAUGAUUUGAAUAUGGAUUGUAAUCCACCAAAUCCUAUGAGUACUGGUGAUAAAGCUCAUAAUCCUAAUUUUUCUUUUUCUGGAUUAGAGUCUUACGCACGAAGGAUAAUUACAUCUCGAACAUGGACCAAUUCAGAAAAAAAAAUAUUGGCUUAUAAGCUUCAGGAGGCUGCCUUUAAGCAUAUUUGCCAAAAAUUAGCCAAAGCUAUUGAACCCAUUGAUCUAUCAAGAGUUCGUUUCUUGGUUUGCAGUGGAGGGGUUGCCAGAAACUCCCUUCUGAAAAAAAUGCUGGAAGAACAACUAAUUUCACUUUAUAACAAGGGAUCGGCCCCUAAAAUGAAGCUGGUUUAUCCGUCUUUGGAACUUUGUAGUGACAACGCUGCUAUGAUUGCUUACACGGGAAUACGAAUGUUUGAAGAAGGAUUUAAAUCCUCUCUAGGAGUCGAGCCAAUUAGAAAAUGGCCUAUAAAUUCUAUAAUGGACGUGGAAGGUUGGAUGCGUCAAUAAUAUUACAAAUUAUAUUAACAAGA